AUGUCUUUUAGAGGCGGCAGAGGUAACCGGGGUGGUUUUGGCCAAAGCAACAAUGCAUUUUCCAACAAUGGCAACGGGCCAAACAACAACGUUGAAGUUGAAAUCUUUGGUUGGAAUGGCGCCUCCCCCAGUGAAUGUGUUGCCUUUAUUUCAAGAAAAUGCAAAGUGCCCGUAACGAAUUAUUCGGUUAACACUGGCACUGGCGGCCUUCGUGGAUUUGUCAACUCUCAAGAUGCCGACCAGCUUGUUAACUGGUCGGGUGUGAGAUUCGCUGGUAGCAUUUUAAAAAUCACCAAGCUCAAUAACCAAGGUGGCUUUGGCUCGUCGCCCCAGAUGGGUGGCCAGGCUCAAGGAGGUGGUGAUAACACUAUUGAAACACUCACCAUGUUUCUUAAACUGAGAUAUAACCCAGAGAUCAAGUUGUUGAAUUUGAGCUCGGUGCAACAGGACCCAACGCUAUCCGCCAAAGGUUUCUUCGGAAGCAUAUCUACUACAUCUAAGUUCUUUCCGGCCUUGAUGAAAAUUGCUGCUGAUUUGAAGUUGGAGGUGACAAGCGCAGAUCUUUCAAACAACAACUUGACCGACCUUUCAACUAUUUCAACAUUGGCUGUCACUUUCCCCAAGUUGCAGAAUUUGGCUUUGCUGAAUAACAGACUCUCCCGUGUUAAGAUCUUUGAUUCCUGGAAAAAGAAACUUAGCGCUUUAAGAGAACUCAUUCUUGCUGGAAACCCUCUUCUCAAUACCACAAACCCAAAUGAGGUAAACACCAUCAAGUCUGAGCUUCUCAAGGUCUUCCCACGUCUUGUUGUUCUAGACGGCGAGAUCCUCAGAAACGAGGAAAUCCUCCGGAAGAACCUUACUUUGCCUUUCGAGCGUCCACAGGCCAUGUUUUUCCAGACGACGGACAUUCAGGGUGUUUCAACAAACUUUAUCACGAACUUCUACAAAUUGUGGGAUGGCGACCGUCAACAACUCAUGGUUCUUUAUCAAAAUGAAUCGCAGUUCUCUUUCCAGGUUGACUCUUCGCAUCCUCGUGCUUUUGAUCCCAAAGAUACUCCUGACUUUGGCUACUAUAUUCCCCAGUCUAGAAACCUCACUCGAGUCUCGUCUGUCAAGGCUAAAAUGGGCAGACUUGCUCAUGGGCAGGAGCAAAUCUUCAAGUUGUUUACACAGCUCCCUAAAACUCAGCACGAUCUCCUCACCAAGCCUGAUGAUUUUAGCAUGGAAGCGCACCCUCUACCUCAGCUAAACGCCAUUUGUAUCACUUUGCAUGGAAGUUUCCAAGAGACCGCUCCACCUGAUAACUUAGAGCUGGUUAACAACCUGGGCCAUGGUAGAAACAGAUACCAAGCUAAGAAAUCAAAAAUCCCGUUGGGAAGAAAGGGCUUCGACAGGACCUUGAUUGUCAUUUCUGGCCCAAACAAUAGUAUGAUUGUGGCCAGCGACUUAUUGUGUAUUAGGGCAGAAGUUGACUCAAGUGCUUUCAGACCAGACCAGAACGCUGCUGCCCAGCCACAGCCAUCGCCAUCUCCAGUACCAGGCAUCGGGGGAGCUGGUUCGCCUGCUCCAAACGCAAGCGUAACGCCUACUCCACCAGCUCCUGGCGUUCCUACAGCAGCAGACUUACCUGCUGAAAUCAAGGCGAACUUCAACGCUGUCCAACAAGAACUUCUCGUCAAGGUCUUACUAGAAACAAAACUUAACAUCCAAUACGGAGUUAUGCUCUGCCAACAGAGCAAUUGGGACUACCAACAAUGCAUUACAAACUUCAAAACGUCGGCUUCGUCGCUUCCGCCAGACGCUUUCGCACGUUAA
Molecule: messenger RNA, 1815 nt
Organism: Candidozyma haemuli
Lineage: Eukaryota; Fungi; Ascomycota; Pichiomycetes; Serinales; Metschnikowiaceae
Gene: MEX67
Product: Mex67p
Exons: 1
Coding region: 1-1815 (604 amino acids)
Biological process (GO): poly(A)+ mRNA export from nucleus
Cellular component (GO): nucleus
Molecular function (GO): protein binding; RNA binding
Source: RefSeq, a predicted model, not a curated record